Messenger RNA from Dromaius novaehollandiae (emu), 2430 nucleotides. RefSeq names its product glutaminyl-tRNA amidotransferase subunit QRSL1 (gene QRSL1). Gene Ontology annotation, cellular component: mitochondrion; glutamyl-tRNA(Gln) amidotransferase complex. Gene Ontology annotation, biological process: mitochondrial translation; glutaminyl-tRNAGln biosynthesis via transamidation. Gene Ontology annotation, molecular function: glutaminyl-tRNA synthase (glutamine-hydrolyzing) activity. The record is from RefSeq and is a predicted model, not a curated record. Bases 125 to 1699 code for a protein of 524 amino acids. NCBI's taxonomy places the organism in Eukaryota, Metazoa, Chordata, Aves, Casuariiformes, Dromaiidae. The transcript is spliced from 11 exons.
GGCCGGCUUCUACGCCGCCGGGCCAAUGGCGCCGCUCGAUGUUGCGGCAAGAUGGCGGCGCCCAGGCGCUCGCUGUCGCGCCGCGCCGGUGGAGGAGUCGUGAGGCGGCGGGGAGCAGGCCGUCAUGUUGCGCGCCUCCCUCCGAGAGGUGUCGGCGGCGCUGAAGGAAGGACGCGUGAGCGCGACGGAGCUGUGCCAGCGGUGCCUCUCGCUCAUCAAAAGCACCGGCUUCCUUAACGCUUACAUUACCGUCGCGGAAGGGACCGCCUUAAAGCAGGCUGAAGAGUCAGAGAAAAGAUACAGGAGAGGUCAACCGCUGGGUGUUCUAGACGGAAUUCCUUUUGCAGUAAAAGACAACUUUAAUACAGCUGGCAUUGAGACAACAUGUGCAUCAAACAUGCUAAAAGGUUAUAUUUCUCCUUACAAUGCUACAGUAGUUCAGAAAUUAUUGGAUCAGGGAGCUGUCCUUUUAGGAAAAACAAACCUAGAUGAAUUUGCAAUGGGAUCUGGGAGUACGGAUGGGAUAUUUGGACCAGUCAGAAACCCCUGGAGUUAUUCAAGACAGUACAAAGAAAAAGCUCCGCCAAAAUCCAGUUCUGAGAAUGAAGAGUCUGACUGGGUAAUAACAGGAGGAAGUUCAGGAGGCAGUGCUGCUGCUGUAUCAUCUUUCACGUGUUUUGCAGCUUUAGGGUCAGACACAGGAGGAUCUACCAGAAACCCUGCUGCUCAUUGUGGAGUAGUAGGUUUAAAGCCAACAUACGGACUGAUUUCUCGCCAUGGUCUCAUUCCUUUAGUGAAUUCCAUGGAUGUGCCAGGAAUCUUAACCAGAUGUGUGGAUGAUGCAGCAGUUGUGUUAGGUUCACUUGCUGGACAUGAUCCUAAAGACUCUACCACGAUUCAGGACACCUUUAAGCCGUUUGAACUACCCAACUUGAUAGAUGUCAGAAAGCUCUGUAUAGGAAUUCCUAAGGAAUACCAUGCACCAGGGCUUUCUAGUGAAAUUCUGGCACUGUGGUCAAAGGCUGCUGACCUUUUUAAGGAUGCAGGUGCUAAAGUAAUUGAAGUGAGUUUACCACAUACACGUUACUCAAUUGUCUGCUAUCACGUGCUGUGCACAGCAGAAGUAGCAUCAAAUAUGGCCAGGUUUGAUGGACUGGAAUAUGGCCAUCGUGCUGACAUGAACAAGUCCACAGAAAGUAUGUAUGCUGCAACACGACGAGAAGGUUUUAAUGAUGUUGUAAGAGGAAGAAUUCUAUCAGGAAACUACUUUUUGUUGAAACAAAACUAUGAGAAUUACUUUAUCAAGGCACAGAAAGUCAGACGCCUCAUUGCUGAUGACUUUGUGAAGGUUUUUGGAAGUGGUGUUGAUAUUUUGCUCACUCCUACCACUCUGAGCGAUGCAGUACCAUAUGUGGAAUUCAUCAAAGAAGACAACAGGACCCGCAGUGCACAAGAUGAUAUCCUAACACAGGCUGCAAACAUGGCUGGACUGCCGGCCAUAAGUAUUCCUACAGCUCUUUCAAAGAGAGGCUUGCCAGUUGGGCUUCAGUUCAUUGGACGUUCAUUCCAGGAGAAGCAGCUUCUCACUGUAGCCAAAUGGUUUGAAAAACAAGUAAAAUUUCCAAUGAUCCAGUUAGAAGAAGUGAAGAGGCAUGACUGCAGUGUCUUUCAGCAUCAGAAAUCUGUUUCUUUUUUGUAACACAAAUCUUGCUAGUCAACUAAAGCAAGAAAGCUGAGGGGAUUGUCUAAAAAUGUAGUUUUGCAGUUAAUUCUGUUCCGCAGAAAUAAUAAUGUAGCUUAAGAAGACCAUAUGCAGUAACGUAGGAUGGAAUCAUAACAGCUUGUUACUGUGUAAUUAAGCUGAAGUGAAUCACUGAGCAAACAUGUUUGUGUUAUUAAGAACCAUUUAUAACUGACACUGUUUUCCUUAGAUUCAAAUUACACAUCUUGUGCCUGUGGCGCUGCUGCUUUUUCUAUCUUUAGAGGGCGUCUAAGGUAUCUGGCCCAUUAAAGAACUAACCUGAACUUUUGUGUGAAAACUGCAUGGUUGCCAAUGGGCUUGGUUUCCUUCUGGAACAUAGACUUUUGUAAUCAAAACAACCUGCCAAGCUGUAAAGGAACAAAGGUAUCAAGGAGCCAUUCACCAACAGGUAAAUGCAAAAGGAAAUGAGAAAAUAACAUAUGGAAGUUCAUUAAAAGUGCUUUCCUCAAGCAAAACUAUGCAGGAGGUGAAAUGACUCCCGGGUGUACAAAUCUUGCAGAUUACGUCCAUUGCAAGAAGGAUUAAUUCCAGAUUUCUUCUGGAGGAAGAUGUCCUCUAGUCCUCGAGUAGUCUGUGUGUGUGUAUCUGUGUGUUUUUUUCUUCCUUCAUCGCUGCUCUCUGUAAUCGGCACUUAAAAUGAAUACUUACUAAAUAAAUUAUUUUCUGCA